UAAGGCUCGAUGUAAAACACCAGUCAAUGGUCAUAUCAGGCAACAGUACUAAACAUGAUGGCCGUAUAUAAAUGUAUCAUCCUAACACUGGCAAGCUUCACAUAUUGUUAUGCCGUGUUGGACUCGGAAACAUUCCAGAAUACCGUUCUCGACAAGCUAGAAACUCUAGAUAAUAAAAUUGCCUUGCAGAAAGUGGUGAUUGAUAAUCAGCAAUCAAUUUUACAUUCAUUGUUAACUGGCUCCUUUCAAGCAUAUGAUGAACGUAAAGUGGACGGUAUUGAUCGUAAAGAACGGUUCCUGUUAGAUGGUAAUGAAGGACCUGUUGCUUUCACCGCCGCAAUAAAUGCACGUGUAGUAGAGCACGUGGGGCUUAACGAAACCGUCAAGUUUGACACGGUGAUAACAAAUGUAGGGAAUGGGUUUGACAACACUACUGGUGUCUUCACCGCUCCUUUGCCAGGGAUCUACAUGUUCUCUUGCUCCUUAUUGGACCAUAUGGAUGGUGUUCACGGAAAUGUUAAACUACAUGCAGAGAUCGUGCAAAAUGACAAGGUUAUUGGACGAGUGUUUGCGCAUGCGGGGGAUAAUUACAGGGACCAAGGAGCACAAACGGUCUUCGUUAGAGUAAAUCAAGGGGAUCGUAUAUUCAUCAGAAGUGUUGACAACAAAGAUCUAGGAAUCGGUGGAGAAUUAUACUCUACUUUCUCCGGAUUUCUUAUGUCACAAUUAUAAAAAUGUUGCUUACUCUACCUUCUCCGGAUUUCUUAUGGCACAAUUAUAAAAUGUUACUUACUUUAACAAGUUUUACUUCUUUGCAUAAAACCAAAAUGUAUUGAUAA
Molecule: messenger RNA, 839 nt
Organism: Ruditapes philippinarum (Manila clam)
Lineage: Eukaryota; Metazoa; Mollusca; Bivalvia; Venerida; Veneridae
Product: complement C1q-like protein 4
Exons: 3
Coding region: 55-732 (225 amino acids)
Molecular function (GO): protein binding
Source: RefSeq, a predicted model, not a curated record